CAGUUUCAGUACAGCCACGCCCACGGCUCCCAGGAGGGAGAAGCGAAGCAAAGUGAAAGUAGUUCUCAAGCCAUUUCCUGGAGCAUCGGAGACUCGGUACCCAGAGCACCAUGUACAGCCGCGGAAGGACACUCUCUGUGAGGGUCUAUCAGCUUAAAGUGCUCCUCUCUCUGUUCAUGGUUGCAGCCAGCAGCCUCACCAUUGAGUUGAUCCCACAGUGUGCCUUGAAGGGCAAGAACGUCACUCUCAGUGUCAGUGAAAUAAACGGGAUGUUAAAAAGCUUUUCCUGGUAUCUAGGAGAUGCUCCAAGUGCUUCAAACCAGAUAAUUAACUACCUUGUAGGGCUUACACCUCCCACCACUAAUGGACCCAAAAAUUUUUCUGAUGCCAUUGGACUUCCAAACGGUUCCUUAUUGAUUGCAAACCUGAAGGAUGAAUACAGUAAUACCUACACAGUCCAGGUACAGGCAGAUUCACCGGACCAAGUUACAAAAAAACUGACUGUGACAACGGACUGCCCAUCUGGCCUUUCUUCUGGUGCAAUUGUCGGCAUCGUUAUUGGAGUUCUUCUUGGGGUCGCAUUAAUCGCAGGCCUGAUUUACUUUAUAUACAAGCAUUUGAACAGCAGAGACAACAUUUAAAAAGAAGACGAGUCCCGUAGUCCAGAAGAGCAAAAAUAUCACCUUUGACUGCAAACCGGUUUUAUUAUUAAUUGAUCAAAAGUUCUGUUGGUUAAUUUCAAGUUUUUCUUAAAACAAAAAAGUGUCUCUCUUGUGUGCCAUUGUGACAAACAGAGGGCCACAAGGGAGAGAAGAGAUCUCACCAUGAAUGAAAAUCAGGAGGCUGAGUGACCAGUCGUGUAAAUGGCUUUCACUGAAACAGAUGCCUCAUCAACUUAUAGGAUAUAAAGGCGGGUCUUGGGAGCCAAGGAGCCAAUUCAUUCAAGACCUGCAUGAACUAGGCGAGCUACCUCAAUAUCCAAAGGCAGCCUAUAGGAUUGCUUUUAUUUAUUUCUUGCAGUCAACAAUUUCUACAAAACGGCUUCCUAAAAACGGAGAGUCAUAACCAAAUAUUAUUUCCAGAGACACUGGGAUUUUGUGUUCUAAAAGCAGGAUGGUGUGCCACCCCUUCCACAAGUGUAAUGAUCGUGUUUAUAUUAAAGCAGUUUGGGUUUUAGUGCCAUUUCCAAUGGCUAUGAGUUAUAGAGUGAGAAAACAGGCACGGAGAGCUGCUUUUUAUUUACUUAGAUGAAAUUGGCCAGUUUAAAAACCAGGGAUAUAUUUGGGGACUACAAUUAACAGGAAGAGA
Molecule: messenger RNA, 1308 nt
Organism: Xenopus laevis (African clawed frog)
Lineage: Eukaryota; Metazoa; Chordata; Amphibia; Anura; Pipidae
Gene: ceacam20.S
Product: carcinoembryonic antigen-related cell adhesion molecule 19 like gene Y S homeolog
Exons: 4
Coding region: 111-641 (176 amino acids)
Source: RefSeq, a predicted model, not a curated record